Molecule: messenger RNA, 307 nt
Organism: Capsicum annuum
Lineage: Eukaryota; Viridiplantae; Streptophyta; Magnoliopsida; Solanales; Solanaceae
Product: small ubiquitin-related modifier 1-like
Exons: 1
Coding region: 14-307 (97 amino acids)
Biological process (GO): protein sumoylation
Cellular component (GO): nucleus
Molecular function (GO): ubiquitin-like protein ligase binding; protein tag activity
Source: RefSeq, a predicted model, not a curated record
GAACGAAGGAAAAAUGUCACAAUCAACAGAGAAUGAUAAGAAGCCCGACGACAAUCAUGUUCUCAUCAAUCUCAAAGUCAAAGGCCAGAAUAGAUGUGAAGUAUUCUUUAGGAUCAAAAGAAGCAUCCAACUGAAAAAACUCAUGAAUGCAUAUAAUUGUGACCGAGUGCCUAUAGAUUUCAAUUCAAAUACUUUCUUGUUUAAUGGUCGCCGUCUUCGAGGAGAGCAGACUCCAGAUGAGUUGAGAAUGGAGAAUGGCGAUCAAAUUGAUGCAAUGUUGCAUCAAAUUGGAGGCUCAACUCUUUGA